Messenger RNA from Alexandromys fortis (reed vole), 5565 nucleotides. RefSeq names its product SEC16 homolog B, endoplasmic reticulum export factor (gene Sec16b). The record is from RefSeq and is a predicted model, not a curated record. Lineage: Eukaryota; Metazoa; Chordata; Mammalia; Rodentia; Cricetidae. Gene Ontology annotation, cellular component: endoplasmic reticulum exit site; ER to Golgi transport vesicle membrane. The coding region runs from base 705 to 3923 and encodes 1072 amino acids. Gene Ontology annotation, biological process: Golgi organization; COPII vesicle coat assembly; autophagy. The transcript has 26 exons.
CUUAUUCUCACCACUAACAACCUCUCCCAAACCAAACCCAUACUGGAGAAAACUAAGAGGGACUAUAAUUCCCACUUGAGACCCUUCUAACAGAUUCAUUUGAAAAGCAUUUAGUCUUAACCAGAGAAGAAAGGCGUUCUGGCCAGCACAUGGUUUCAGCAAAACGAAGAACUGAACAGGCUCCUGUUGGCAAAAGCCCCUCAAAUUCAGUGGUGGCUAGAGCUGCUUUUGACCCUCACUCUGUACAGUGACCACGUACCCUGGCCUUCGCUUGCUGGAUGGAAUGCAUGGCUAACGUGCAUGUAAUUUCAACUUUCCUAAAAAUUUCGGCAAGUUUGAUUAUGGGAAGAUGAAAGGAGGCUCAGCAAUUACAGUGUUUGGGGAAAGGAUAGAGCCUGUUAAAUAUUUUAAGGAGGAUUCGAGCCGGCUACAGCUGACUUAGAGACAACGUGGAAACUUCUGUUCUCAAGCCAUAAGAUGACUAGGGGCGUGGUGGUGCCUGCCAACACUGUGACAAACGAGGACUUGGCACAGAUCCGUUGAGCAAGCAGUGCCUGUGUGGCUGCCGUUCCCAAGGUUUACAUCUCCUGACGUCGUGUCCAGAGUUCCUGGUGUUUGCAGAGUUCAUAAACCAUGUGUUUACAGGAACUUAAAAUAGCUACGUAACAUCCUCAAGACCUAAGAAAAAGAUCAAAGGGUCAGAGAUGGAGCCUUGGGUUCCCCAGAGGCCAUCUCAGCCACAAGGGAGGCCCAUGGUACCAUCGAUGGACACAAACCGUGGGCUUCAGAGUGGACAUUAUAGACACCGUCCUCACCCUCAGUACAGUGGAGAUAAAUACCACCAAUGGCAAGAAGCCCACAGGAACUCAAAGCCACAGCAGGACCCCAGGACGCAGGACCCAAGGGCGCAGGACCUCAGGGCUGACCACCAGGAGGCCCACUAUGUACCCAGGCCUGGGGAAUGGUCUCAACCUGUGUCUGGAGUGGACUACUUGGGAGGACCUUAUCCUACUCAGUUAUACUCAAGGUCGGGCUAUGAGGACCCCUAUCAGAGGUACCACACUCCAACACCGAGGGAAGAGUAUGUUUAUGGAAAUUAUUACUACCAUAGGCAUCCACAGCUACUGCAAGAAGAAAGAGUGGCAAGGCAAGGGAGUCCUUACAUCUGGAAUGAAGAUUCUGGUGAUCAAAAGUAUUUCAACGAGCGUCAUCGUGAAAAGCGCAACAGUCCCUAUGGGACAAAUAGUGAGACUCCAUUCCAGCUUACCAGCAAGAAUCCCUAUGAAGACAGCCUCGCUUCUGUCUCUGGACAGCAACAGCCUGGGGAGUUCUUUCCAGAGAGUGAGGCCCAGAAACAAAAGCCAUCACUGACUGGCAGGUCCAACCUUCUCCAACAUCAGGAGUCUGGCCUCAGCUCGAGCAGCUAUGAGCUCAGUCAGUACAUGGCAGAUGUCCCCGAAUAUGAACCCAUGGGAUCAGAGACUUGGAGACCUAUUCAGGCUGAUGAUGCCUCAGCAGCCGUUCCCAAGGCACCCAUGAAGUUUUAUGUUCCCCACGUGUCUGUGAGUUUUGGGCCAGGAGGCCAGCUAGUUUGGGUGUCCCCCAACUCUCCUGCUGAUGGACAAACAGCCCUGGUUGAAGUACACAGCAUGGAGGUUAUCCUUAAUGAUUCUGAGGAUCAAGAGGAGAUGAGAGGUUUCCCAGGACCCCUCAUCAGGGAGGACAUACACAAGGUGGAUAUCAUGACGUUUUGCCAGAAGAAAGCAGCCCAGUGUCUCAAAUCUGAGACACCAGGGAGCAGGGACUCGGCUCUACUUUGGCACCUGCUGGUUCUCCUUUGUCGACAGAAUGGGUCCAUGGUGGGGUCUGAUGUUGCUGAGCUGCUGAUGCAAGACUGCAAGAAGCUGGAGAAGUACAAGAGGCAGCCUCCAGUGGCCAACCUCAUCAGUCUGACAGACGAGGACUGGCCGGUGUUGAACUCUGGGACUCGUAACCUGCUCACGGGGGAGAUUCCCCCCAGUGUGGAGACACCAGCACAGAUUGUGGAAAAAUUCACCAAGUUGCUCUACUAUGGAAGGAAGAAGGAGGCCUUGGAAUGGGCUAUGAAGAACCACUUGUGGGGCCAUGCUCUGUUCCUAGCCAGUAAGAUGGACCCAAGGACCUACAACUGGGUCAUGAGUGGCUUCACCAGCACGCUGGCACUUAACGACCCCCUGCAGACCCUCUUCCAGCUCAUGUCGGGAAGGAUUCCACAAGCAGCCACGUGCUGUGGAGACAAGCAGUGGGGAGACUGGCGGCCCCACUUGGCUGUGAUCCUGUCAAAUCAGGCUGGGGACACCGAAUUGUACCAGCGAGCCAUUGUCAGCAUGGCGGAUACCCUGGCUGGGAAAGGGCUUGUGGAGGCGUCUCACUUCUGCUAUCUCACGGCUCACGUGCCCUUUGGCCACUACACAGUGAAGACAGACCACCUGGCCUUGCUGGGCAGUAGCCAUAGUCAAGAGUUUCUGAAGUUUGCAACAACCGAGGCUAUCCAGAGGACAGAAAUCUUCGAGUACUGCCAGAUGCUGGGCCACCCCAAAUCCUUCAUCCCUUCUUUCCAGGUGUAUAAGCUCCUUUAUGCUUCCCGGCUGGCAGAUUAUGGCCUGGCAUCCCAGGCCCUGCAUUACUGUGAAGCCAUUGGGGAGGCCGUCCUGAGCCAGGGAGGGAGCAGUCACCCUGUGCUAUUAGCAGAGCUCAUCAAGCUUGCAGAGAAACUGAAGCUGUCAGACCCUCUGGUUCUAGAAAGACGCCCUGGGGACAGGGACCUGGAACCAGAUUGGCUAGUGCAACUGCGGAGGCAGCACAAGGAACUGGAGCAAAGUAAAGCAGGAGACCUUGGAGACCUCAGUUCUACUAAUUCACAUAUUUAUGGAGCCAGAGGAACAACAGACACUUCCUACCAGGAUCUUCCAGGAUAUCAAAGCUACGCGGGAGACCCUGGGUACAGCUCAGUCCCAUGGCCGAUGCCUGAGCAGACGGGCCUGACCCAGACCAUCCCACAGCAGCCUUUGCCCCCGCAGCGAGAUCCCUACUCAGAGAGAGAAGGCUUGGGGUACAUAGGGACCCCGGUGCCUCUUUAUUCGGUUCCUGCAACCCACUUGUCAGUGACCAGUGGCGACGGCAGCAACAACAGCGUGGCAGUGACAGGGGCUCCUGGAGCAAGGGCUGGGGAGGAAAUGCUGCGGAUACAUCCUUCCCUUGGGGAGAACACAGCCCCUCAAGAACCCCUACAAGAUCCCGAUGGUCUAGAAGUCGUUUCUAGUCCUCAGGCACCACCAGCUCCCAGAGCUCAAAGGUUUUCUGAGGGUUCCACAGUUUCAGCCAAGGAAGAAGAGGGGGGAUCUUCGGAUGGGGCAGACGAGUCAUCUCACCACGAUACUUCACAGAGAGGAAAGCCAGGGGAUGGGAAAGCGGCUACAAAGAGCUCUGGAUUUGGCUGGUUCAGUUGGUUUCGAUCAAAGCCUGCCAACAGCGCGUCCCCCUCUGGAGAUGAAGACUCCUCGGGCAGCUCUGACUCAGAGCAGGAGUCUCCUGGCACAUCACCUCCUCACCGUCCUGGCCUGGGUCUCUCACCAACACCUCCACUUGAGUCCCCAUCUCUCUCAGAUGCCAGCACCUCCUCCAGAGGCAUAGGUGGGAGCAAUCCACUUGGAUCUUUGAACAGCAGUGGGAUAGCUGAAGUCACUGGGAUUGGAGGCUUCUCAGGGCCACAGGGUGUUUCUUCUGAGUUCUACUCCCCGCCAGGUGCUCUGCCUCCUCCACCCACCUUGCAAGGUGCUGUUCCUCUCUACAAUCCAUCCCAGGUCCCUCAGCUUUCUACAGCUACUAACCUGAACCGGCCAAAUCGCCUAGCCCAGCGCCGCUACCCAACCCAACCAUGCUGAGAGUGAGCAUUUGUUCCAGGCUUGUGAGAAUGACCACUCACCCAUCCAGGCCUCAUCUCCUGGAGCACCUUUGCUUCCAGUGCUCUCCACCUCUCAGUGCCCUGCUCACCUCAUGUUCAGGGAUUCACCGUGAACCACAGAACGAGGGCUACCUGAUGUUAAAGGGCAGGAUCUCCCUAGACACAACUUGGUCUAGUCUUCAGCUUAGCUUUAAAGGGAUGGGAAUUAUUUCAUCGUAUGGAGGAGCAGGGGAUAAUGUCCUCACUUGAUUGUGACGGCAGCAGCACUUGGGGUGGGAGCUUGAGAACCUCAGGAAAAUGAGGGUCCUGAGAAUCCUAUGACAAGAACCAAAGUGACACUACUGGGCUAUGCAGCAGGGACUUGGAGCAACAUCCCAGAAUAGCUUGGACUCCUUCCUUCGACUUGCUUAAAGACCAGUUUAUGGCUCUUGUUAGCAAAGUUUUUACAUUGAAUUUGAUUAUUGCUGCCCUUCAGUGAUUCCUUUUUCAAUGACAUUUCAGCAAUUUUCCUCCUGGUCCCAGUUUUGAGCACAUUUUCUAUGUGGUUCAGACUAAUUAUAUUUCUCUCACUUUCUUAGCUGGUCCUAUUUUUUCCCAUUCUGACAUCUGGCUAUCAAGUUAGAUUGCUGUAGGCAUCAUAUUGUCAUGGUAACUACUGAAGCUAAUGAUGCAGAUGGAUGGAACAUCAGUAUAAUAAAUAAUGGAAAACGUUUCCUAAAAACGUCAUCCUUUCCACAAUACCUGCCUUCCUACCUCAGGACUUUGCAAAUGGAUGUUCUGAGGGUCACUGGGGCCCGACGGAGGAGGGAGAGAUCUUGGAAAUUUCCAUUUUUUCCCUUUCAAACCUCAAAUAGGAAUGAUUCUUGCUGUUUGUCAGAUUUGCUUCAAAUUGCUCCUCACAAAGAACAUUUUUUUGUACGUGUAAUUGUACAUAAAAGUUUUGUACUUUAAUGUACCAUGGUUCCGAUGUUGAUAGCGAUUAAAUCCAGAUAAUUUUAUAGCAAAUUCUUGUCUCUGGCUGGUUUCUGCAGAGGGAGAAAAUACAUUGAUGGUCUCUUCCCUGAAGUCUUUCUAAUAAUGGUCCCAUUGUGUGAUCAGGUGUGAAUAGCUAGAAAGAGCCCUUUGUUAAUGGAGAAUCAAAGACUGGUCCUCUUAACUUCCAGGUCUACUCUAAUGCUAUCAUUUUUUUCUCCAAGUUAAGAAGCAGGAACAAAAGCUCCUCUAACCAACUAGUCACUUCGCCGGAUGAAUGUGGCAUAUUCUGUUCCUUAUUUUUUCCAUCUUAGAUGAAAUUAGAAACCAUGUACAUAAUUUUUUUUGUACCUGGAAAACCCUCACAAUGUGCAGCUUUCCUUUCUUCCUAAGACUCCUGCAUCCUAGCUUUGGUAUGUUGGCACCUAGCUGCAGUACCCUAGCAGCUGGGUGUGAGUAUCCCAGGCACCAAGCUGUUGAGACUCGAACCCUGCCCAUGCACAGUUCACCUUGUAACCAUGGACAAGGUUGCUUCAUUGUCCUGUGUUUCAGUUUUCUCAUUUAUAAAAUUAUGGUAAUGAUAAUAAUACUUACCUUACAGGGAAAGAGCUGGAGUUAAAAGAAUGAAGGUCCUGGGAAUGUAGAUGGUU